AUGAUGGGCUCUGGUAUUGAGAAUGCUGAUUUGACUUUUAUGAGUCAAAAUUGUCUUGGAAAAUUCCUUAAUAUGCCUCCUAAUCCUUCUUUGGUGAAUCGCGUUCCUUCGUUUGUCCCAAUCUCUUUAAUCUCCCAAAAUUCAUUGAUCUCUCAGAUUCCAUUAGGCACAAUCUCUUCGAUCACCCAAAAUUCAUCUAUCUCUCAGAUUCCCUCAAUCACCCAAAUUUCUUUGAAUUCAGUGCAUGUUGAUCAAGAUGUGAAGUCUUUGAUGGCAAACUCAAAUCCUGUAUCUGUGAAUUUGAUGCAAACUGAUCUGGAUUCUUCUCCUGUUCCUUUUGCUACCGUGAUUCAUCUUGCGAAGGGGGUGGUGUUUAAUAAUGGCCAACUAGGCAUGUAUUGGUCUGCUGCUGAGACUCAAGAACUUGCGAAGGGUUUUCAGCAAACCCUAAUUGGGAAGUGUGCUUAUGGGCAUGAGAUUAUUGAAUGCAGGAAGAGGAAGAAGGGGGAAGAUAGAAAUGACAUUGAUCGUGGUGCAAGUUCUGAGGAAGGUAGGAGGAAAGAGUUGGUGGAAAAUGAGAAAAAUCAUAAGGAAAAUAAGAAGAAGAAUUUUGAGUGGAAGGAAGUAAAAGGGAGUGUUUCUCAGAGGGCAGUACAGGUUAAGAUUAAGCAAAAAACUAAUACUCUUAAUGUCAAUAAGGAGAUAGAGAUGAGUGGAAAUAGGUUGGGGAAUACUUUUCAGUUGUUGAGUGGGGAGCACUCUAGAAAAGAUGAUUUGGUUCUUGUAAACUCUAAUUCAAUAAAAGAAUUGGAUAAGGAAGUGGUUGUAAGGAAACGAAGUAAAAGAGUGUCAUUUCCAUAUUUGGGUGAGAUCCUUAAGGAUCCAGUCGGGGAGUUGAAUAUAGGAUUGAAAGGGAAUCAGAAUGAGGAGGGUAAGAGAUUGUUGGUGGGGGUGUUUAAUGUUGAAGGGGUGAGUCUAGCCAAUUUGGGGAUGUGGUUGAGGAAAUAG
Messenger RNA from Ilex paraguariensis (yerba mate), 1008 nucleotides. NCBI's taxonomy places the organism in Eukaryota, Viridiplantae, Streptophyta, Magnoliopsida, Aquifoliales, Aquifoliaceae. The record is from the annotation of a GenBank genome assembly.